AUGGAUAAUGAAAGAAUGGAACAUCCAUCAUGGUUUAAUACAAGAUUAAUUGAAUCGGAUUUAUAUCUAACAACGGAAGAUUAUUAUUAUCCAGGUAAUCGUCCGAAUAUUUGGCUUUUACAUGGAACAAAUCGUGACAUUCUUAUUGAUACUGGCCUUGGUGUUUGUAAUUUGAAAAAACAUUUGGAAAAAAUAGAAUUAUUGAAUAGUAAUCGUGAAUGUAUUGUUAUUUGUACGCAUUCACAUUUUGAUCAUAGUGGUGGUGCACAUCAUUUCGAUAAUGUUGUAAUUCAUCAAGGUGAUUACGACGGUUUAAGUAAUGGUGAACAAUCAGCCACAUUGAACUGGUCUCAUUCAACUCAUUAUCGUGCAUCACCCUAUAAAAACUUCAUACCAGAAGAAUACAAAGUACCACCAACCAAAUGUGCACCGAUUUUUGAUGGUCAUCGCAUAACUCUUGGUGAUGAUGACGAUGAUGAAAUUCAAAUAAAACAUGUGCCUGGUCAUACACCUGGAAGUAUUGUUUGCUAUUAUCCAAGAAAAAAAGCUUUAUUUACAGGUGAUUUUGUUUACGACUGCGGAAGUGGUGGAUGUUUGUUCGAUUGGGCACCAACAUCAUGUACUAAAGAUUAUUUACAAAGUGCUAAUCAGAUGAUUGAUUGGUUAAAUCAACAUGAAAUAGAUAAAAUUUAUCCUGGACAUUAUGGAAUAAUGAAUGUACAGCAAGUACAACAAUUAUUAAAAGAAUAUAUUGAAACAAAAGGAUAA
This is a messenger RNA of Rotaria sp. Silwood1, 768 nucleotides long. NCBI's taxonomy places the organism in Eukaryota, Metazoa, Rotifera, Eurotatoria, Philodinida, Philodinidae. The record is from the annotation of a GenBank genome assembly.